Gadus morhua (Atlantic cod) is the source of this 3648-nucleotide messenger RNA. RefSeq names its product cyclic nucleotide gated channel subunit beta 1a (gene cngb1a). Gene Ontology annotation, cellular component: intracellular cyclic nucleotide activated cation channel complex; photoreceptor outer segment; plasma membrane. Gene Ontology annotation, biological process: monoatomic cation transmembrane transport; retina homeostasis. The record is from RefSeq and is a predicted model, not a curated record. Gene Ontology annotation, molecular function: cGMP binding; intracellularly cGMP-activated cation channel activity; intracellularly cAMP-activated cation channel activity. The coding region runs from base 109 to 3570 and encodes 1153 amino acids. The transcript has 37 exons. Lineage: Eukaryota; Metazoa; Chordata; Actinopteri; Gadiformes; Gadidae.
CCUGUUAGCAGGAGCCAGUGCGUUAUAAUCCUCCCACAUCGCCCCGAUCCUUCGUGGCUCAUAGUCUCGCAGCCUCUGUGAUGCUGGACCCCUACUGAAGCCCACAGGAUGUUAAGCUGGGUGGGUAAAGUGGUUCCCCAGCCCCCAGAGGCCUGCGAGGAGAAACCAGAAGCACGGCCUUCUGCAGCUGAGAAGAAGGUGACAUUCAAGGAAGAAAGCAAAAAAGCGGUGACACUAAAAGAAGAGGAGGCGUCUGAGGACAGCAGUGCCCAGCCCAGGGUUCUGACAUGGAUUUCCCACAGCCUGGCCCACGCUCUCCCCCAGCCGGCAGGACUCGCCAAGCCUGAUAACAAGGAAGAAAAUGAGAAAAUCAGCAAUCCGGAGCCAAAUCAAGGUGUGAUGGGCUGGAUUGUCCAAGGGAUUGAAAAAGUGGUGCCGCAGCCAGAUGAGAAGUACAAGAAGCAGCCAGAGCAAGAGGACGACGUGACGGAGGUGCAUUACGUCGCAGAUGUACCAGAUGCUGAGCCUCUCGCCCACAUCCCCGUGGUGGAGGUGGAAUCUGAGCCAGAGGAGGAGGAGGAAAAGCCUCUCCAACUGCAGCCCAGGAUGAUGGAGUGGCUGAAGCAAGGCAUCGAGAAGGUGGUUCCCCGUCCCGAGAUCUACAUCCACGUCCCCCACGAAGGCGCGGCCCAGAGUCAAAAGAAAGCUGAGGAGGCUCCAGCUCCGGCGGGCGACACGGAGAAUGUGGUAGGCUGGAUCGUUGGAGGCAUUGGUCGCAUGCUGCCCCAACCUGUGCUGAAGAAGGACAACAACGAUGGAGUGGAGAACAUCAUCAUAGUCCAGGACCCAUCAGACAUGGUCCUGGAGGAGGUGGACCCAGACUGGGACAAGAAGGAGCGGGUCCAGCAGCCCCCCCAGGAGAACCAGGAGUUGCCGGCGGAAGAUGCGGGGACACAGACUGGCACCAUCGAGGGCCAGGCGGAGCAGUCCAUGUUGGCCCAGAUGGAGGAGCGGCUGCAGCGGGAGCGCCUGGAGGCGGCCCGCAUUGCGGAGGACAUGGCCUGGAGGGCGGCCGAGGCGGCGGUGAGGCAGCUGGAGGAGGAGCAGCGCACCGCCAUCAUCGUGGAGGACCCGCCUCCGGAGGCCAGCGAACAACUGCCCAACAUCCUGGAAGAGGAGAACGAAGACGAACCAGAGUGCUCGCCCCCCACCGAAGCCCCAUGCGUGGCCCCCCCGGCGCCCACCCCCUCUGUGAAGAAGGAAACGGUGUCAGAGAAGAGCGACAGCAUGAGUCAGGUCGCCCCCGCCGUCACCACCCAGCCCGACACCACCCAGCCCGACACCACCCAACCAGACACAGGACCGGUCGAUCAGCUGUCCGAGGUCGUGGCUGAAAUAGAGCGUCUCCAGAAGACCUCCGGGGGCUGUGCUCCUCCUACGCUCAGAGUGGAGGAUGUAGUCGAGGAUGAAGAGACCAUCCUGGCAAGGCUCAGUGGCGCUUAUCAAGACGGAGCGGUCGACAAGAAGACCCACCUGACGGCUGAGGACGAGGGCCGACCUGCGUCCGCCGCCAGCCUGGGCAGUGUGAUGGUCACCGAGCGGCUGUCUGAGCUGGUGCAGCUCUUCAAAGGCAGGACGGAGUUCCGCAGGGAGCGGCUGGUGGAUCCGGACGAGUCGGAUGAUGAGGAUAUGCCCGUCGCCGCUCCACCUCCUCCUCCUCCUCCUCCACCCCCAGAGGACGUGAAGAAGGACGCCUCCGCCGAGGGAGCCGGGGACGGGGAGGAGGAGAAGGAGGAGCUGGAGAUAUACUAUGACUUCUUCGGGUACCCCAUCAAGCUUCCUGCGCUGCCCAAGCUGCCCCCCAUGCCUGACUGGCUCCGCGUCGUCUUUGAGUACCGCUUCCCCUCCAGCAUCGACCCGUACACCGACUUUCUGUAUGUGAUGUGGCUGCUAUGCGUGGUCAUGGCGUGGAACUGGAACCUGUGGCUGAUCCCUGUACGCUGGGCCUUCCCAUACCAGACGCCUGAGAACGUGCACCUCUGGCUCCUCAUGGAUUACACCUGCGACCUCAUCUACAUCACCGACAUGGUCGUCUUCCAAACCAGGCUGGAGUUCGUCCGUGGUGGAGACAUUGUGUGUGAUAAAAAGGACAUGAGAGACCACUACAUGACCACAGAGAGAUUCAAGAUGGACAUGAUCUGCCUGUUUCCCAUGGAGGUGUUUUACUACUUCACUGGAGUCAACUCCCUUCUGCGGUUCCCCCGACUGCUCAAGUACAUGGUCUUCAAUGAGUUCAACGACCGCGUGGAGGCCGUGAUGAAGAAGGCCUACAUCUGGAGGGUCAUGCGCACCACGGCUUACCUACUGUACUCCCUGCACAUCAACGCAUGUCUCUUCUACUGGGGCUCCGACUAUGAGGGACUAGGGUCGACCAAAUGGGUCUACAACGGCAAAGGCAACGCGUAUAUCCGGUGCUACUACUUCGCCGUGAAGACCUUGAUCACCAUCGGAGGGCUGCCUGACCCCACCACUGUCUUCGAAAUCGUCUUCCAGCUCCUGAACUAUUUCACGGGCGUCUUUGCCUUCUCCAUCAUGAUUGGUCAGAUGAGAGACGUGGUGGGGGCGGCCACGGCGGGCGAGAACUACUACCGAGCGUGCAUGGACAGCACCGUCAAGUACAUGACCUCCUACCACAUCCCCCGGGACGUCCAGAACCGGAUCAAGACCUGGUACGACUACACCUGGAAGAUCCAGGGCAUGCUGGACGAACAAGAGUUGCUGAUCCAGCUCCCUGAUAAGAUGAGGCUGGACAUGGCCGUGGACGUCAACUACUCCAUCGUCAGUAAAGUAGCUUUGUUCCAGGGAUGCGACAGACAGAUGGUCUUUGACAUGCUGACAAGACUCAAGUCUGUUGUCUACCUCCCCGGAGACUUUGUCUGCAAAAAGGGCGAGAUCGGCAGGGAGAUGUACAUCAUCAAGCAGGGCGAGGUCCAGGUGGUGGGGGGGCCGGACCUGCAGAUCGUCUUCGUCACCAUCCGAGCCGGCUCCGUUUUCGGGGAGAUCAGCUUGCUGGCCGGAGGCGGAGGCAACAGGCGCACGGCCAACGUUAAAGCCCACGGAUUCGUCAACGUCUUUAUCCUGGAUAAGAAGGACCUGGCCGAGAUCCUCGUGCACUACCCUGAGUCCCAGAAACUGCUGAGGAAGAAGGCCAAGACGAUGCUGACCAAGGACAAGAAGACGGACGCUAAGGUGGACAAGGGGACGGUGGAGGUGAUCACGAUGCGACCGCCGACCCCCGAGCUGUUCAAGGCGGCGCUGCAGGUCACCGAGGAGGCGGGGCUUGAGGGAACCUUCGCCAAGCUGAAGAAGAGCUACAUGGCUACCGAGGGAGACGUCCCGCCUCCCUCUCCGAUGCGCCGACGCUCCCCCAUCCCGAGGGCCCCGCCCCCCGGGGACGAGGACGCGGUCUCCGAGACCACCGACGGCUCGCUGGUGAUCCGCAUGACCCCCCGGGUCGGGGGGGAGGAGCUACUCAGCGUGGAGCGGGGCUGCAAGGCCAAGGAGGAGUAGACACUGACGGGGAGAGGAGGAGUAGACACAGACGGGGAGAGGAGGAGGAGUAGACACUGACAGGGAGAGGAGGAGGAG